This is a messenger RNA of Sardina pilchardus (European sardine), 2917 nucleotides long. RefSeq names its product voltage-dependent calcium channel beta subunit-associated regulatory protein. The coding region runs from base 131 to 2917 and encodes 928 amino acids. Gene Ontology annotation, cellular component: secretory granule; plasma membrane. The record is from RefSeq and is a predicted model, not a curated record. Gene Ontology annotation, biological process: negative regulation of calcium ion-dependent exocytosis; negative regulation of voltage-gated calcium channel activity. Gene Ontology annotation, molecular function: transmembrane transporter binding. The transcript has 11 exons. Lineage: Eukaryota; Metazoa; Chordata; Actinopteri; Clupeiformes; Clupeidae.
CUGAACGGCACCAACGCGAAGACGGAGAGGGGAGCCGCUGGCGUGUUACCGCAAGCUCGCACUCCAGUAUCAUCCACCUAAAUGGAACGCACGACUCACACAUAGGAGCUCUUCUACGUUUGCUUAGACCAUGAGCGAUGAGUCACCUCUACUAAAGAGUCUAACCAAAAACUCCACUGAGGUGCCCGUGGUGGCUGGUGGCAGGGACAGCUAUGCGCUGCUGCUGGUGCUGCUGUGUGUGUUCGCCGGCGGGACCGUCCUGCUGCUCACCAUCCUGCUCAUCUUCUGCCACCGCUGCUGCCCCGGGGGGCGACGCUACUCCAGGGCCAGUGAUGACCUAGAGAAGACCAACACCACCUUGGUGGAGGAGACUCAGCCCAGCCAAGAUAUCACCAUCAGGCUGGACGGCGUGGACGGGCUGUCGGCCGCGGGUUGCCAUGGCGACAUGGAGGCGGAGGGCUUCCUGUCGGCGGUGUCCACUGGGCGGCGCGUCUCCUUUAAUGAGCAGGCCAUCUACGAGCAGAGCAAGAAGAGCCAGGAGAAAGGACGCCGGUAUACUCUGACGGAGGGGGAUUUCCAUCACCUGAAGCGCGCUCGUCUCACUCACCUCCAUAUCCCUCCACCCGCCCUCAACAUCCUCACCAUCAUGGAGUCCUCAGAGACCAGCAUCCAGCAGCCCAUAGAGGAGGGCCUAAGCUGGUCUCCUCAGAGCCCUAGUGGUGGUCUCCCUGGCGACACUCUCAACUCUGUACUGGACACCAGCUUCUCUGAGAGCCUCCCCAGCCUACCAGCGGAGCCAGUGGGGGAGAGAGGGUGGACCAUGGGAGGCCCACGGGCCGACACGGACCCGGAGGUUACCAGGUCGUCGUCGGGGGCGACGGUCACCACGGGGCAGGGUUUCACUAAGAUGUUCCUGACCAAGCUGCGGAGGCACACCAGUCUGGAGGGGGCCAGUCCCUACCUGCGCAUGAAGAGAUGGAGACUGGAGCGCAACCAGCGGGCAGCCAGCCUGGACAUGAGAGGGUCUCCUAAGCGCAGGGCGUUCCAGAGGCAGCGUGCAGCCAGUGAGACUCUGGAUCAGGAGGAGGCGGAGUCUCCUGCUGUGGGCGGGGACUUUGUGUGCUCCCUGGCCCCGCCUCUGCUCCCAGACCCUGCCUCCUGUCCCAGACGCCUCUCUGCUGGAUCCCUCCCGUCCCCGACGCUCGGCAGGCUAGAGGUGGUGGCAGUGAUGGAGCUCAGCUCAGGGGCAGAGCCUGAGUUGACCUAUGACCUCCCCAUGACCCUGACUGUGAGGUCACACGCUGUGGGGGAGGAGAACGGGCUGGACGCGGGACACGAGGACGAGGAGCUGGAGGACGAAGAGGAGGAGGAGGAGGAAGAUGAGGAGGAAGAAGGAGGGGCGGUGGGCGCUUCUGGAGGAGGUGCAGUAGGAGGUGGGGGAGCAGGCGGGCUCCGUGGCUGGGGGGGGCCGGGGGGGCUCCUGCGUCGGAGGACCGAGGGGGCUGCGGACGGAGGAGGUGACGCUGCGGAACCGACGCCAUACCGUGACAUCUGGAGUCUCCGCGCCUCCCUGGAGCAGUACGCCUCCUCCGACCUCAGCUCCAACGACCGCGACUCCACACGCAGCGACGCCGACAGCCUCUCGUCACUAGGGGGCGUCGGAAAGGCAGGAGGAGGCGCAGCAGCGUUGGGAGCAGGAACAGGGUCGGGGAGCGCAGCGGCCGCCAUGAUGUUCCAGUCGCAGGACAUCGACGAGGAACUCCCGUACGACGAGCCUUCAGCCGUGACGGAGCUCAGGGAGGAGGAGGAGGAGGAGGAAGAGGAUGAAGAGGAGGAGGAAGAGGAGCGGCGCAGAGAGAGGAGGCGGCGAGGAGGACGAGGAGGAGGAGGAGGCACGGGGGACAGCGUGGACAGUGACGGGGAGGCGGGCGGCAGGAAGCUGCUGCAGAUGGACAGCGGCUACGCCUCCAUGGACGCUCCGCCCCUCUCGGGUGGAGGAGGAGGAGGAGGAGGGAAGACGGCGUCCGAGAGGAGGCGCUACUUCACCUGCGCCGGGCGGAAGGGCACGGUGUGCGAGAGCUUCGAGGCGCGGCUCCUGCAGGAGGAACCCGACGAGACGGAGCUGGAGCUGGAGUCCGAGGAGAACCGCGGCCAGACGGAACCCGAGAAGCUCUCGCUGGCGCCGGCCGCGCCCGCGGCGGUCAUCCCCAAAGAGCCGCGCACGCUGCCCACCGUCAAGUCCCCGCUGGCGCAGAAGCCCUGGCAACACCGCCGGCGCGACUACAGCAUCGACGAGCGCACCGAGGCGCUCUUCAACGAGUUCCUGCGGCACGACCCGCGCCUGGACCCGCGCCCGCACCACCACCACCACCACCCGCGCUCCGCCCGCUCCUCCCGCCUGCACCUCCGCGCCCAGUGGCAGCGCGCCAAGCAGCACAGCGACCCCGGAGGAUCCGCCGCCGCCGCCACCGCCCGCCUCUCGCCCUCCCUGGAGCGCCUCCGCUGGGGCCCGCUGAGGAGGGGCGAGAGCGCCGGAUACCCGCUGGACGCCUCCACGCCCGCCGCCACCGCCCGCUACCAGCUCCAACACCACCACCACCACCACCACCACCUGCACGGGCCCCUGCCGCGCAUCGCCAGCGCGGCCGACGAGGAGAACAGCGAGGGGGCGGAGGAGGGCGCGGAGGAGCCCAAAACCGCCUCGGGGAGCGUGGACGAGCAGGAGAUGCUGGAGCUGGAGGAGGAGCAGAAGCAGGCGGAGCAUUGUGGGACCCUGGAGGACCCUGGGUUGCUGGCAGCCGACAAGAUAGCUGCCAACCUGGAGGAGAGGCUGUACGGUGGCCUGCGACGGACACACUGUGUCCAGGAGCAGAUGGUGGUGGUCGCCUGCACAUCUCCAGAUGACACGGCCGAGUAG